Messenger RNA from Morus notabilis, 1521 nucleotides. Its product is annotated as probable purple acid phosphatase 20. Gene Ontology annotation, molecular function: acid phosphatase activity; metal ion binding. Bases 49 to 1350 code for a protein of 433 amino acids. NCBI's taxonomy places the organism in Eukaryota, Viridiplantae, Streptophyta, Magnoliopsida, Rosales, Moraceae. The transcript has 5 exons. The record is from RefSeq and is a predicted model, not a curated record.
GUUCUUGUUCCUGUUCUGAUUCUUUUUCUUUUUCAAAAAAAAAAAAAAAUGGUUUUUGGAAUUAGGCUGCGGCUGUUUCUGGUAUUGGCUUGUGUUGUUUUGUUGUUUGGAGAUCAUGUGCACUCAUAUAACCGCCCACCGGCCAGAAAAAACAUCCAAGUAGAUCUCUCCGAUGAUCAUCAUUCUGAUUCUCCAGAACAGGUGCAUAUAUCUUUGGUCGGAGAUGACAAAAUGAGAGUAUCAUGGAUCACAGAGAGUUCAUCAUCUCUGGCAAAAGUAGACUAUGGUCUAUCUCCCGGGUCUUAUGGCUACACAGCAAGUGGAACCACUUCUUCAUACAAAUAUCUCUUGUACGAGUCCGGUGCCAUACGUGAUGUUGUCAUUGGUCCAUUGAAGCCAAGCACAGUCUACUACUAUCGCUGUGGCCCUAACUUGUCCCCGGAAUUCAGUUUCAAAACCCCACCCGCUCAGUUCCCCAUCAAAUUUGCAGUCGUUGGUGAUCUGGGACAGACCGAGUGGACUGCCUCAACCCUCCAGCACUUAGCCAAGUCAAAUUACGACAUCCUACUACUCCCCGGCGACCUAUCCUACGCCGAUCUCGACCAGCCAAUGUGGGACAAUUUCGGGCGGCUGGUGGAGCCGCUGGCCCGGCAGCGGCCGUGGAUGGUGACGCAGGGCAACCACGAGGUGGAGAAGAUCCCCCUUGUCCACAGCCAGCCCUUCACCGCCUACAACGCGCGGUGGCGGAUGCCCUUUGAGGAGAGCGGCUCCGACUCCAACCUCUACUACUCCUUCGACGCCGCGGGGGGUGGCGUCCACGUCGUCAUGCUCGGUUCCUACGCCGAUUUUGGCCGUGAUUCUGUGCAGUAUAAGUGGCUUAAGGAUGACCUGGGGAAGGUGGACCGAGGGAGGACUCCUUGGGUGGUGGUGGUCAUCCACGCGCCGUGGUACAACUCCAAUUCUGCUCAUCAGGGCGAGUCGGAGUCCGACGACAUGAAGGCGGCCAUGGAAGAACUCAUUUAUGGUGCUCGUGUUGAUGUCGUUUUGGCUGGUCACGUCCAUGCCUAUGAGCGCUUUACUCGCGUUUACAAUGACAAAGCUGACAAAUGCGGUCCUGUUCAUAUCACCAUUGGAGAUGGCGGCAACCGUGAAGGCCUUGCUAGCAAGUAUAUUGAUCCAAAACCGGAAAUAUCAUUAUUUAGAGAGGCUAGCUUUGGGCAUGGGCAACUAGAGGUGGUGAACGCAAGCCAUGCACAGUGGACAUGGCACAGGAAUCAAGAUGAUGAGGCCGUAGCAAGUGACUCCUUUUGGCUCACGAGUCUAUCCUCUGAUCCUGCUUGUAAAUUGUAAUUGAUAAACUCAAGCAAUCAAGAGGGAAAAAAAAAGUUUUUUUUCCCUUUUUUAAAUAAUUCUCCGUUAGCGUUUUUCUAUCUAGUUAUUAUAAAAAGAGAAGAUCAAGUUUCGGUAAUUUUAAACUGAAAAAUUCUAGGAAAUACUGGUUAAUUAAAUGACAAAUUUCAA